CGCUAAUCAUAAAACAAUACCGUUGAAGUGCACCGCUGGAAGUGCAAGUAUGGUGUCAUGUAAAACUAGGUCAUCUUCCUAUUCUUCUCUCCACCAGCAUUUACAUAACUGAUUAUGUAACAUUCUGAAAUUAUACACCAGUUCGUAAUUUAUGUAAGAAUUUACAGGAUAUUUAUCCAGAAGACAACAAUUGCCUGCACUGCAUCUGACUCAAAAUGGCGACGAUUUUGAAAAGGUGUUUACUAAGAUUUACAGAGAUACAGUAUGGUGGCAGGCAUAUAUACAAGUAUAUGAGUAGUACUGUUGGCAUGCCGACUAUAAUCGAUGUAAGACAACGUCUCUCAGAACGUGUUGGAAGAAAAGAGCCCUGGAGCAAAGGUGUUGAUAGAUUUGCAUCGUUAAAACCUGCAGAAUCUCAGGAUGAGCUACCGAUUAGAUCGAUGAAGGACAGCUACCAGGAAGCCAUUAUACCACUUGGGUCGGACGUUAAAUUAAGAGAAAAGUACAUGACAAUACACAAUAUAGUCAGGUUCGGAAGGAUCCUUGAAAAUCUGGAUACAUUUGCCGUAUGGAUUUGCUAUCAACAUAAUAAAAUUGAAGAAUGGAAGAACCCCCCAAUAGUUAUAGUGACAGCUCUGGUGGAUAGAAUUGAUUUACAAGUGAGAACCAUUUUAUCCGAUAAAGACAUUAUAUUGAAGGGCAAUGUCACUUGGGUUGGUGCUACUUCAAUGGAAGUCAAAAUGCACAUGGAGCAAAUACAGGAUGAUGGUAAUUGGAAACAGGUGAUGGAUGCUAGUUUCAUGAUGGUAUCCCGAGACCCCAUGAAUCAGAGGAAGGCAUUUGUAUGUCCUUUGAAAGCGGAGUCUGAUGAAGAAAAGCAACUACUCAUGAAAGGAGAGGACAACAGAAAAAGACGAAUCAGAGAAUCAAAAGAAUCUUUAUUGAAAACUCCCCCAAAUGCUGAUGAAACUGCACUAAUACACAGGUUAUUUCUGGAUACUUUAGAUCCUAUGUCAGUUACUUUUAAAGCAAGAGUGAAACCAGAUGGUGCUGUAUGGAUGGAGGAUGCUAAAUUGAAAAAUAUUAUAAUCUGUCAUCCUGAAGAAAGAAACUUGUACAAUAAGGUAUUUGGUGGAUUCUUGAUGAGACAAGCACUUGAGUUAGCAUGGGCUAACGCCUGGGUAUACUGUAAAUCCAGAACGUAUUUGAUUGCAGUGGAUGAUAUAGUAUUUCGUAAACCAGUCAAAAUCGGAUCAUUACUGUAUUUGGCAUCCCAGGUGGCUUACACAGAAGGAUGUUAUCUUCAGGUCAGAGUUCAUGCUGAAGUGGUUGACCCUACAACAGGUCAACAUGAGACAACAAAUGAUUUCCAUUUUACAUUCGAUAAACGAAGUCCUGUUUCGCCUGUAAUGCCCAAGACAUAUCCAGAUGCUAUGCUGUACUUGGAUGGCAAACGCCACUUUAGAGAAGCUGAAGUACCAUUGAACUCCUGUUGA
Saccoglossus kowalevskii is the source of this 1496-nucleotide messenger RNA. Its product is annotated as acyl-coenzyme A thioesterase 9, mitochondrial-like. The record is from RefSeq and is a predicted model, not a curated record. Gene Ontology annotation, biological process: acyl-CoA metabolic process. Gene Ontology annotation, cellular component: mitochondrion. Lineage: Eukaryota; Metazoa; Hemichordata; Enteropneusta; Harrimaniidae. Gene Ontology annotation, molecular function: fatty acyl-CoA hydrolase activity.